Trematosphaeria pertusa is the source of this 1432-nucleotide messenger RNA. RefSeq lists its product as uncharacterized. The record is from RefSeq and is a predicted model, not a curated record. The transcript is spliced from 3 exons. The coding region runs from base 133 to 1350 and encodes 405 amino acids. Gene Ontology annotation, molecular function: 6-phosphogluconolactonase activity; protein binding. Lineage: Eukaryota; Fungi; Ascomycota; Dothideomycetes; Pleosporales; Trematosphaeriaceae.
CGGGUCGGGCAUUAGGAAUGAUCUGCUAUAGAUCUUAGCUUUUCUGCUCUUGACGCCUCGCCUCGUGGAGUAUAUUUCCCUCUUCGACGCCUUCUCUUCACUGUCGUGCCGAGCUCCCAGUCGUCUUCCAUCAUGCUUGGCCUUCUUGGUUUUAUUCUCCUGGCGGGUUGCGCAUCCGCGCAGAAGCACCACCUUUAUGUUGGGCUGACCGGCGGUGCUUACGUGCAUGCACUGGAGUUUGAUGAUGCGGCCCGGACUAUCUAUGAGAUGGGAAUCAUUCCCGCUGCUGGAGCUUCGCCUUCCCUUGCCCUGGAUAACUCAAAGAAAUUUCUUUUCGCAAGCGAUCCGACGUCGGGAAAACUUACGAGAUAUGCCGUUCAGGAGGACUACUCGCUGAAGAACGAGGGCUCAGCAGAAAUCCCAGCUUCAUGCAAUACCACAAAAUUCACCUCCCUCCACCUCAGCCCCGCCUCCCACAAUCCUUCCCAGAUCUUCGGCGCCGCCUCCACGGGCGUCUGCAGCACGCUCUUCUCCACCUCCGUCACCGGUUUCCAUACCCUGCGCUCCAAGGAGUUCGCCGGCGACAUCCGCUCCCUCGCAUGGAGCCCGAACGGCCGCCAGCUGCACGCCCUGGACUCACGCUCCUCCUCCUCGGCCAUGACCUCCAUUUUCAACUUCUACAUCGCCGAGGACCCGAACCUCGAGAGCCUGAACCACACCGACACGCUGGCCAACGUCACCAACGCAGAGCAGAUCAUCGCCCACCCAACGGGCAACAUGUUCUACAUCGUGACCAAGGACACCAACGAGCUUGUUACCGUGCCGCUGGUGGACGCUGCCGCCGACAACGCUGACGCCGCGACCGCCGCACUCGCGCGCUACAAGCUCCUCCCUAGCUCCAUCGAUGCCUCGCUGUACACCACUUCCUCCCUCACAAUCUCCUCCUCCAACUCCUUCCUCUGGACCCUCUCCCAGUCCGGCGACCAAGCCAUCAUCACCGUCUUCAGCCUCGACCCCGCCACCGGCGCUGUCAUCUCCUCCGUCGUACGCGCAGCCUGGCAGGGACUCGGGGGCAUCGGCUGGGGCCAGCUCUCCCCCGCUCCGUUCAAGGGCAGCGACGUCAUCGCCGUGUCGAACUCGCCGAUGGGCAUGGUGGCUUUCCUGGGUUUGGAUCAGGGUACGGUGCCGGCGGGCGCGCAGGGCACGGUGCAGGUCGAGGCUGAUGAUUUCUUGAUCGAUGUCGAGAUGCUGAAUGUGCAGAGUGAGGCGGCCGCGGCGCCGAAGCUGAAGAGCUUUGGCCGUAUUGAUCUGGGCUUGGAUGACCUUGGGCAGGGCGUCUGGGUCGACUAGAUGUCAUGAGUAGCACGAACGCAUGUCUAGGAGGUACUACCCGAGUAGUAAUCCUUGAUUAACGAUUAACAUUGGAAUUGAA